Schistocerca nitens (vagrant locust) is the source of this 942-nucleotide messenger RNA. Its product is annotated as collagenase 3-like. Lineage: Eukaryota; Metazoa; Arthropoda; Insecta; Orthoptera; Acrididae. Gene Ontology annotation, biological process: proteolysis; extracellular matrix organization; collagen catabolic process. Gene Ontology annotation, cellular component: extracellular matrix. Bases 1 to 942 code for a protein of 313 amino acids. The transcript has a single exon. Gene Ontology annotation, molecular function: metalloendopeptidase activity; zinc ion binding. The record is from RefSeq and is a predicted model, not a curated record.
AUGAAGAUUGGUACUUUGAGAUUGAUACAAAUACUCCAAGAGAAGAUAAACUUUUAUGCAGUUUUAGUUCAUGAAAUUGGUCAUACAUUAGGAAUUCCUCAUUCAGCAGAAAAUACCUCAAUCAUGUAUCCAUUAUAUAACAGUUCCAAUAUUGAAUUAAGUAAAGAUGAUAUUCUUGUAGUACAAAGCUUAUAUGGGAAACCAGUUGUAGGAGAUGAUAAUGAUGAGGAAGAUGAGGAGACUGAUGAUGAAGAAAAAGAUUUAGAUCCUCCAGAAUUAUGUAAGCUGAAUAAUAAAAUUAAAAACUUUCUGAUUGUCGAUCAGGUCCUAUAUAUUUACUAUGAGAAAUGGGUUUGGAUAAUGGAUUUGGAUAAUUUAGAUGUUCGCACUAAACCACAACUUAUAAGUGAUUGGUUAACAUUUCUUCCAAAAGGAUUUAACAAUAUAACUGCUGCAUAUCAAAGACCAUCUGGAGAUGUUAUUUUAUUCAUUGACAACAAACUGUGUAUAAUGGAAAUACUCUCUUUUAGGUUAAAAUUUGGUUAUCCAACAUCUUUAACAUCUCUUUCAUUACGAAAAAAUGUAAUUCUACAUUCAGCUGUGAACACAUAUUCUGGUAAAAGCUUUAUAUUUUUUGAUGAUGUUUAUUAUGUAGAAAUUGAUGAAUGUAAGGGAAUAAGUAAAAAAUAUGGACGUAUUACAAAAGAAUUUUCAGAAAUACCUCCAGGUAUAGAAUCUAGUUUCAGAUAUACAAAUGGAUUAUUAUACUUUAUUAAAGAUAAAACAUUCUAUGAGUAUAGUGAAUUUACAAAUUCUGUUGUUAGAGCAGGUAAAUUUGAUCUUUCAUUAUUUGGAAUAGAUUGUUCAAAAUCUACUUCCAAGAUGUUGGAUAUCAUAAGCAAUUUGAAAGAAUCACUUAAUCAAUUAGAGAAUUUCAACUAA